CGCCGCCAUAUCCAGCUGCUAACAGAUAUUUAGACAUCAGACGCAUCAUUUUUACGCGACUCACUUACGCAGCACGUAAUACACGUCAUUGCUUUGACCGGAGAGGAGACCAUGGCAGACCUUGGUGUAAAAGCGGGGGAUAAGGUGCUGUUGGUGUGGAGCCAACCCUCAUCCCCAACAACCCUGAAGGAGCUGGCAGAGAGUCUAGGGUCCAUGGUUGGCUCUGAGGGCCGAGUGUCACUGGAGAAUAUGGAGAGACUUCUAAUGUCUUCACAUGCAGCAUCAACUUAUGACUGGGUCCUCUCAAGUCUACUCUCUGACAGCUCUUCCAUUCACACCUCAGAGACGCUAGCAGAGAUGGCCAGAGUGAUAAAACCUGGUGGGAAACUAGUGCUAGAGGAACCUGUUACAGGAACUAAUGACCAACAAGUGAGGACUGCUGAAAAACUUAUGUCAGCCUUGAAGUUGUCUGGCCUGGUGUCUGUCACUGAGAUCAGUAAAGGACCCCUGACUCCAAAAACGUUGUCUGCCCUGAGGACAUCUACAGGCUUCCAGGGGAACACACUCUCCAGGGUGCGCAUGUCUGCUUCCAAACCCAACUUUGAGGUGGGCUCCUCUAGCCAGCUGAAGCUUUCCUUUGGGAAAAAGACACUAAAACCAGAAGACAAACCAGCUCUUGACCCCAAUGUUGAAAAGGCGUGGACCCUGUCAGCCAAUGACAUGGAUGAUGAUGAUGUGGACCUGGUGGACUCCGACGCUCUCCUGGAUGCAGAUGAUCUAAAGAAGCCAGAUGCAGCCUCCCUCAAGGCGCCCUCUUGUGGUGACGGAACAACCAAGAAAAAGAAAGCUUGCAAGAACUGCUCUUGUGGACUUGCUGAGGAGUUGGAACAAGAAAGCAAGGGUGUCCAGACGAUCAGCCAGCCCAAGUCAGCGUGUGGAAGUUGUUACCUGGGUGAUGCCUUCCGAUGUGCCAGCUGUCCGUAUCUUGGGAUGCCUGCCUUUAAACCUGGGGAGAAGGUUGUCCUGGCCAACAUGGGGCUAAAUGAUGCCUAGGAACACAUAUUUAUGUAGUGUCACAUUAUUUACAUUCCUUACACACUCCUAACCUAUCACCCCCUAGAGCAAUGUUCCCUCUUUUUUCCAGCACUGGGCAAAUUUCAGGUCUGCUGUGCACAUACUUGAAUGUUGUGAAAACUCACAUUUACUGUGAACACUGAGGCUGUAACCACUUUAAGUUAGUUUUAAUAGUGGUCAAGUACGCUACUGUUGCUAUUUGAACAUAAUGUAGGCCUAUCAGUGUGGCCUACCAUCAAAAACAAUGAAAAAAUGCAUCCUGUAACAUUUCCAUGUUACAGGAUGCAUUUUUUCAUUGUUUUUGAUGGUAGGCCACACUGAUAGGCCUACAUUAUGUUCAAAUAGCAACAGUAGCGUACUUGACCACUAUAGAACAGCUAUCAUUCAGCCUACAGUAGCAGCUAAUGUGUGGUGUUCAAUGUAGGUCUACAUUCCAUAAGACUUUAGAAAAAAACAUGCAGGGCUUGACAUUACCUGUUUAUCCAUUUGUCCUUCAGACAAGAUGACAAAAAAUAUUGUUUGAUGCAAGAAACUACUUUACAAAAUAAAAUGCAUUUACUAUUCCCAUACCAUUAUUACAGACAGACAAAUUAUCCUACCCUCUAUAUAUUGGCGACUUAACUCACUAACUAGCAAAGUAUAUUAACAAAAUGUGCACACAUGGCAACAUGCAGCUCUUGCUUUGAUCUCAACACAAGCGCAUCUACUAACGACCGCUCAUGCUGUAAACACAGUCCAGUUCAAAGGAAACGGCACAGAUCCAUAUGGCAAUGUUUUAUUUGCAAAUAGGCUUACUGCAGCUCUGAUUAUGCCACACUGGUCUGUGUAGACUGCAGAGUAUGGGCUGAGUCGUGCAGUGUCAAUGCAAUAGAAUCUUACUCUGAUGCGUUCUGCUUAAUAACUAAAUAUCUUGCAUAGUUUGUUUUGUUUCAGUAUGUUGCAAUGAAAGUGGCUAAUAUUGUGUUGAUUCGAUCACAAUUGUCAGAGUAAUGGGGAAACAUUAUCAGUGUAACUAACAGGGAAAACUCUGAAGUUUAAUCCCAUGCCUCUUUCUCUCUUUGGGCUGAUAUUUAUUUUGCUCCGCAGUCCUGGGGGAGCUGCACGGCAAUCUCGGGGCUACUGCGCACCCACUUGCAGCUUAGAGGGAACAUUGCCCUGCAGUACUUGUUCAAUGCCGGGUUCUCAAUGAGGAGAGUGGUUCUACAUCUCAUUUAUGUGAGAGCAAAAACCAGAUUGAGUUUAAGAAAAUGAAGGCCUAAUGCACUGAAUUGCAGUCAGAAAUGUGUUAUUGCUGGUUGUAUACAGUUGUAAUACAUGUAUUAGGAGUAGAAUUUAAAGUAUCCAAACAUGACUGAAUACAUCAAUCAUUGCAUCAAUCCAGGCUACAACCAUGUGAAAACUACAAUAUGCUACUGGAUAGAGUGAAGAUUUCACAGAGCAGUCACCAUAUUUCAAGUAUAACUGGAACUGUCGAUUUGUCAGUUCAGUGAAUCGUGUGUAUUUUACUAUCUUUUUAACAAUAAAAAAUCUGUUAAUCAUA
Molecule: messenger RNA, 2614 nt
Organism: Oncorhynchus kisutch (coho salmon)
Lineage: Eukaryota; Metazoa; Chordata; Actinopteri; Salmoniformes; Salmonidae
Product: anamorsin-B
Exons: 9
Coding region: 112-1053 (313 amino acids)
Biological process (GO): iron-sulfur cluster assembly
Cellular component (GO): cytoplasm
Molecular function (GO): iron-sulfur cluster binding
Source: RefSeq, a predicted model, not a curated record